AUGUCAUUGACUGGCGGUGGAACUCAUACACUAUCAUGUAAACAUGAAGAACAGCAAACGAACGCGAAGAAGAGGAAGAGAGACGACGGUGUGGAGGAUGUCAAGCUUGAUGAACGACGUUUCACAAUCCACCCUGACGCAUUAGAUCCCUUCUCCGCCCCCCAAACCUUGACACCGGUAUGUUUGCUGUCUCGAGCACGGUUACUACUGUCGUACCUCGACACCACUAGCAGUAGACGGUUCUCCGCGCACCUGCAAAUUCUCGAGCUACUCAAAGACCGCGAUGGAGCAGCACAAGUUCUUGUUGCGAAAGAUGAUCGAGCGGGGCGACUGUACGCCGUUGAGCGGGUUGCAUCCCGGUCAUACGUGCUCUGUCGCCUUCAUGCCUGGGUUACUGAACUUGAACUUCUGCGAGCAAGACGUUUUCCAUCACCGACUGAAGGUUUGCGCCUCAAGCGCAGACGUUGGUCAGGAGCAAGUGGCAGUGGGAAGUGGUGGUGUAAAGCUGCGGUGGACGUCACAUGCCCAUCGAGCGCGCCAAAAUGCACGCAGAUACCGGAGCUAACGAUGUGCAACCCUGACCUAGCGACGGUGUGCGUCUCAGCGAACCUUGCGAGCAAGCUACCGGAAGUGAGCAAUGUCAGAUGCUCGCAUACAGACAUUACUCCUUCAGAGCCGCCGCGCCAGGAUCACAGUCCGGACGAUACCCUCCAGGAACUUGCCAGACACUACUUGGAAGCACUCUACGCGUCCCGGAUGUCUCUCGCCUAUUUCGUAAAAGGGCCGCUUUCCCGGGCAAGAACAACUUUUACGAGCAGCCAGUCCGCCACAGGUUGGCAGACUUCUGAUCUCAUUGUUUGUCUCCGAAAUUGGAUCUUAUCUGCGACCAUUAUGGAGAAGAAGCACAGAGACGGCAUUCGCAGUGUCCUUAAAGAGCUCUCACCAGACGGUCUUGAAACACCCGAGCACGCCGACAAACCGAAGAAGCGCAGGAAAUGGAAGGCCAAGCGCGACAAGCAAGGCUUCUUUAUCAACGAAAUGGAGUACAUAGAGAAGUGGUGGCGCGUAGACCAUGACACUGAAAGUCUUAUGCCAGGGUCUGCCGAAUCUACCGAAGACCGCAUGAUGCGGCGGUCGCCUCGCUUACGAUGCCGGGAAACAUACCUUCAGAUCAUCUUGGCUCUUGAAGUGCUCUCUCUCGAACAGUCAUUGGCCCGUCAUGCCAAGCGACCUGACACCGGGGAGCUAACAGGAGUCAUGCCUUCGGUGGAGGAGACACAAGGGGUUGAGCAAUCGGCGCAGCAAGAACCAAAGAAAGCGAGGGCGAGGAAGUUGCAGGAUUUGACAGAGUCUCUUGAAACGCUCCUCGACCGUCUCUGCAUCUGGCGUUCACUAGAAACCCGUUCUCCCGCUAAGAAAGCCGGUAGGGACGAUGACGAAGCCGAUGAUGCUGGCGACGAGCUCAAGAGUUUCUGCGUUGAGGUCGUCGUACCGUUCUAUGCAGCCCGAGUACCAGGGCACGCUGUGAUCAUCAACAAGAAGCUCGGUGGUCCCACGGCGCCGACACCGGCAAAGCACAAAACCAGAUCCACUCAUAGGCCGGGUGAGCCAACUUACCGCAAGGGGCCAGAGAAGCAGGCCAAGAAGCCAGCCACACGCGUCUCGAUGGAUGUAUCGGAGCAGUCCGUGAGGCAGCCUGCCUCUCUUAUUCGAUCAGCUACCGAUUCCGACAUCUUGCAAUAUCAGAUCAAGCGGGAAAGCAGCGAGGUGCAAGUAGCACUUGAAACCAUCCGACCGGCGAAGCCGCCGCAGCGGCGUGCCCGUAACAGCCUUGUGCACACCAUCAGCUUCAGUCGCCGUGAAGUUGACCUGUCAGCCAUGUCGCAAGCGAACGAGAACAAGAUGCGGAAGAAGGCCGAUGUUGAGCAGAAGCUCCGAGAUGCGAUUACCACGCUCAAGAAGCCCAACAGGACGCUUGCAGUCCAAGACAUUGCCGAGAGUGCUGAUCAGCAGUUCGCCAAGGUUACGGCCAGCAGGCGACAGGUGCCAAAGGCUAGAGUGUCCGAACAGAGCAAGUCGUAUGUUGCUGCAACUCCGAAACAUGCACGAACCGUCAAUGCGACACCGUCAAGGCGACAUAAUAUCGAGCGGACCCACCAUGAUACUGCAGCAUCGGCAGGUGCUGUGCCUACCUCGUGCGUUAGAUCGCUGGCUUUGCAAGAUACCAACGGCCGACCUUCUGGUUCGAACUUUGCAGUACCGCAGACAGGGCACAGAACCAGAGCCACUGCAGCUUCUGUAAAUGUGGAAGAGACGCCAUCCCGUGGAGACGCAAAGUUCUUACUGCCUAGCCUUGCACACCCUGGAAUCUGUGACUCGCCAAUCGCUCGACGUCACGGCCUUGCGGACGCUGACCACGCGCAUGCAAGACGUCUGCAGAUCUUCAAUGAGGCACAGCCAGUGGGGCUGCCGCUAGUCGAGUCGUCUCCAUACAGUACGAGAACCAAGUGGGACAAGCCGGUGGUGGAGACGCUCGCUGAACAGGAUAAGCCAGUGUCACUUUACAAAACCCUUGGCUGGGAGGAGGACUACGAGGAGCUCACGUAA
Baudoinia panamericana UAMH 10762 is the source of this 2607-nucleotide messenger RNA. RefSeq lists its product as uncharacterized. The record is from RefSeq and is a predicted model, not a curated record. Lineage: Eukaryota; Fungi; Ascomycota; Dothideomycetes; Mycosphaerellales; Teratosphaeriaceae. The coding region runs from base 1 to 2607 and encodes 868 amino acids. Gene Ontology annotation, cellular component: DNA replication preinitiation complex. The transcript is spliced from 2 exons. Gene Ontology annotation, biological process: DNA replication initiation.